Molecule: messenger RNA, 1186 nt
Organism: Corythoichthys intestinalis (scribbled pipefish)
Lineage: Eukaryota; Metazoa; Chordata; Actinopteri; Syngnathiformes; Syngnathidae
Exons: 4
Coding region: 1-774 (257 amino acids)
Source: RefSeq, a predicted model, not a curated record
AUGGCUGCCGAAUGGUCACGCUUUUGUUUCGUGUCAUUCCGAGGCAUUGUGAACGCCACAGGUGUGACAGGGGUGUGGCCGCGCCCCUGCCGGCGACGCCUCCACGCAAGCGAGGCCUUUAAAAGGCCGCUCGCAAAGACGCAGGCACUCGGCUUCAGAAUGCGGACGAAAACGGUGCUCGCCUUUGGGAUCGUGGGUCAGGGUCAAAGGUCACGCUACGGGCCACGAGUUGUGAUGUUUAUCUGCAUUUUGGCAGCGUGUUUGGUCACGGGUGACGUUUCUGACACGUCGACGGACACCGCGAUGACCGACCGGCCGUCCAAUACCACCGGCGGCACCACAAAUGGCAGCAUCGUCGUUGACGUGACGACCGCCAACGUGACAACCGUCGACGUGACGACCGUUAACAUGACGACUGUCAAUGUGACGACCGCCAACGUGACGACUGAUGUCACGACACCUGUUAUAACGACAAGGGGCAAGACGACGUCCGCCAACGGCACCACACCGGGCGCAACCAGCAAGGCCACACCCCCAGUGGUCGGCGGCGGUGGCGUUCCCGGAUGGGGAAUCGCUCUUCUGGUUCUGGCUGCCAUUCUCCUGGCGCUCCUCCUCCUCAUGAUGGUCGCUAUGAUGUUGUGGUGCUGCUGCAACAGGGGGCGCUCCAACCACCCCGACGACAUCCCGCUCUACACCACGCACUCCCGAUUGUGGAACAGCAAUUCGGCUCCCGCCUACGAGGACGUGGACAAAGAUGUGAAGACGCCCAAGUGAGGAGACGUCAUGCGGCAAAUAUGUUUUUUUUUUGUUCCUUUUCCUGGCUGAUUUGCAUAGAUUGAUGAUGAACUGCGAUGACGACACCAAGACAAACUUGAGGAGAGGAAGGUGCGGCCGGCUUGCCGAGGCGGAAUGUGCUUCUUUUGUGCACGCCUCCCAAGUCCAAGUGGUCCCGAGCCCAGCCCGCAAACUUUCCUCUUUGUCAAGCUGCCAAUCAAUCAAUGAAUCAAUCCACAAAUAGCUGCCUUUGUCCCAAUGGUGACAUUCCAUCCUAUGGACGUAUAUGAUUGUUUUCCCGCAAAUUUCUCUUUUAGAUUAAAAACAAAGAGAAUCUUUUGAUUUGACGAAGGACUACACAAAUCAGAAAAGAUUGUGUCUUUUUAUUUAUUUUAAUAAAUCAAUAAAUGAA